Messenger RNA from Vanessa atalanta (red admiral), 776 nucleotides. Its product is annotated as fatty acid-binding protein, muscle-like. Bases 157 to 570 code for a protein of 137 amino acids. NCBI's taxonomy places the organism in Eukaryota, Metazoa, Arthropoda, Insecta, Lepidoptera, Nymphalidae. The record is from RefSeq and is a predicted model, not a curated record. Gene Ontology annotation, molecular function: fatty acid binding. Gene Ontology annotation, cellular component: nucleus; cytosol. Gene Ontology annotation, biological process: fatty acid transport. The transcript has 4 exons.
AGUAACACGUGUUUUUCUAACGGCUGGUGUCUAUUUCGCGUUACAAAUAUUCUCACUUUUAUAAUAAACUCAACAAAAUAAAGACGUAUUUUAAGUUUUGUACGGUUAUUGACCGCGAUUACUCCGAUCUUCUGACGUAUAUAUAUUGUGAAUAAAAUGGAUAAAUAUAUUGGUAUAAAAUACAAAUUAAAGAGUUCGGAUAAUUUCGAGGAAUAUCUCAAAUUUAUUGAGGUGGGCUUAUUAUCUCGUAAGCUUGUGACUUCUCUGUACCCUGUCUGCGUGUUGACGAAGAAUGAAGACGGCUCUUAUUCCCUAACUAUGAUUACCGCUAUACGAAAAGUAGUUACGACGUUUCAACUUGGCGAAGAGUUUAUUGAAGAUAGACCUGAUGGUGUCAAGGUUAAGUCGGUGAUGCACGUAGAAGGCGACAGUCUUGUUCAAGUACAAACAGAACAAAACGGUAGAAAAUCCACACACAUCAGAAAGUUCACUGACAACCAACUCACUGUGACAACAACAGCAGAAGGAUGGAACGGAACGUGUGUUCGAAUAUAUGAAUUAGUUAAAUAAGUUUAUUUCGGUGUGAACUGUGAAACAUCGAUUGGUACACCUUUGGAGUAAGAGCGGUUCGUAUAUCGUGACGGCAAACGGCAUGAUUAUUUAUUAACUUAUUGCCGUAGCUCUGCACUCACUCGUGUGUGUAGCACGUAAAAUAUAAAUACUUUAUUUUCAUAUAUAAUAAUAAUAAGAAAAUUAUAUUUAUUUUUUUAAUGAAA